GCUACGACAACCGUGGGUUGGAGGUUUUUGAACUUCAGCUUCGUGAAGCUUCUACAGCUCGAAGCUCGAAGCUCGAAGCUUGAAGUGCAACCUUGAUUCCGAAGCGCACAACGCACUUUCAAAGGAAGUACAAGCCGGAACUGUUAUAUCCUCGCUCCUUAAGCUCAACACUCGAAACCUUACGAUCUCUAACCUCCAAUCAACCUCCAACUUACCCACACGAUGGGCUGGUUCACCGGGUCCUCAUCUUCUCGCCACCACUCCUCUCGCCCUGGCUACGCACGCAGCUACGCCGGAUCAUCCUACUCAUCUUCCUCGCGUCACCACUCGAGUACCUCACAUUACAAGCGUCGUCCGCGCGAUGGCUAUAUAUCAUACUUAUACCACAAAUUCCGACACCUACUCCACCAACUAUGGCAAUACGCUCGGCGUCAUCCUUACAAGGUCUUCUUCAUGGUUAUAAUGCCUCUAGUCUCGGGCGGAGUGUUGCAUAAGCUUGCCAGACAGUUCGGAGUGAAUUUGCCCGAGAUGGGAGGCGUGGGCGCGAGGGGUGGGUAUGCAAGUAGUAGUUAUGGAGGUGGACGCGGGGUAAAUGGUGGGUAUUAUGGAAGUGAGGGAUAUGGGAGAGAGAGUGGUGGAGGUGGUGGUGGUUUUAGUAAUUUACAGAGUAUUGCAGGUGGAAUUGGAGGAUUGGCUAGUAUGGCCAAGAUGGCACAGGCUUUCAUGUAGUAAGAGGAGGGGCCGGAGAGGGUGCGGAAUGGAACCAGCGAUGGAUAUGAAGUGGGAGUUACGGUAUGAGCUCGACGUGUUACAAGUACGAAUUCCCUCGGAAGGUCUUAGACUAUGGUGUGGAGGAUGAAGGACUGACAUCGGACCUCGAACUAUGGUUUGUGCACGCUUGGAUAUUUCUGUUAAACGCAUUGUAGAGAUUAAAUCUUGCUAGAAGAAUCCUAUAACAACUUUUUAGUCUCUCUGCUCUCUAUGUAACGGCGCAGGCAAGACAACGGGUCCGAAUGCGG
Messenger RNA from Lindgomyces ingoldianus, 1019 nucleotides. RefSeq lists its product as uncharacterized. Lineage: Eukaryota; Fungi; Ascomycota; Dothideomycetes; Pleosporales; Lindgomycetaceae. The transcript has a single exon. The record is from RefSeq and is a predicted model, not a curated record. The coding region runs from base 223 to 729 and encodes 168 amino acids.